AUGACACAAAUACUAACUCAGAUUGAAAAUUUAUCUCAAAUUGAUAGCAUCUUUAUUUUCGAUUGGGAACAACGAUCUCAUGAUCGACCUAUUCUAGAAUAUUCAAAACUCAUUGGUGUUUUUCAGGAUUUCGAUAUGUUAUCGUCUUCUAUUGAAGAACAAAUGGAAUUUCUCAAUGAACAUUUUCAAACGUUUAGUUUCUUUGAUCAAAAUGAAUAUCUUAUAAAAGACUUAUCAAAACAUACAGCUGAUCUUCUCUGGUAUCAACUUUAUCAUGAUGUGUUGUCUCAGCCAGCAUACGUCACUGAAGAUGCUUUACAAACAAUGAUUCACGAAUUUCGUUCAUUGUAUCGAGAAAAUAGUAAAACAUUUGAAACAAUUGAAAAUUUCGCAAGAGAAUAUCGAUCAGACGAUGCUUUACAAUGGUAUUUGAAAAAGACAUUUCUCUAUAGAAUGAUCAACAAAGCAUUAAAAGUCAAAGAUAUUGAUCAAUUAUAUGUACUAAAGUCUUUUAUGAAAGAUGUAACACAAUGUUUUAUUCGUGAACAUCGAAAAUUGAUUGAGACAGGCAAAGAAAAAUUGAUUGUCUAUCGAGGAAUGAAAUUAUCAAGAGAUCAGAUAGAAAAAUUUACAGAGAAUCUUGGUCAACUCAUUUCAACCAAUGGUAUUUUAAUCACAACUAGUGAUCAUUUAACCGCAAUGAAUCAAAUAAUAUGUAAUCAAGAAAAAGCAAACCUUUGUUCUAUCUUAUUGAAAAUCGAAUGUGAUUUAUUACAUAUGAAUGGUAUUGAUGUUAUUGCUGAUUUAGAGGAAGAGUAUCAAAUGAUUUUAUUCAAUUCAAAUGCUACUUUUCAAUUGGUUGACGUAAAAAUGAAUGAAGAAAUUACUUUGAUUCAACUCAUCCUAUCAAAUGAAAGUCAAACUAUAAAAGAAAAAUAUAUAAAUGAUUCUCGUCGUCGAAUAGCCAACAUUAGUCUUGAUAUUCUGUUUGGUCAAUUAAUGUGUGAUAUGGGUUUGUGGAAUCAAUCACAGCAUUAUCUGGAAUAUUUAUUGAAUGGUUCACAAUUGAAUAAUGAAGAUUUCACACAAAUUGAAUAUAGUCUUGGCGAUGUUUAUCAAUUGAAAGCUAAAUGGUAUGAUGCACGAAAAUAUUAUGAUCGUGCUUAUGUUAGAAUAAAAAAUGUUCAACCUGCAAAUAACAAAGAAUCAGCUUAUGUGCUCUGGAAUAUUGGCAACAUCGCGUUUGAAGAAGGAAAAUAUGAAGAGGCUCGCGAUCAUUAUAGAAGAGCAUUAUCACUUCUAAAGCCAAAUAAUACAUCUACAACGAUAAGAAAUGUACUAAAAUGUACAUUAAAAUACGAUGAAGCAUUGGAUUAUUUUAAGCAAGCAUUCAACAUGCAAAUAACCUAUUAUCCAUCGGGUGAUAUUACGAUGAUGGAAAGUCUCAACAAUAUUGGCGAUCUUCUAUUUGAUCAAAAGCAGUACAAUGAUGCUUUAAGUUAUUAUCAACAGGCAUUAACAAUUUGCCAGACACAUGCACCAUACGCUAUCAAUUCUGUAGCUUUUUGUAUGAAUAAUAUUGGAAUCAUUCUAUGUACGCAACAGAAAUAUGCUGAAGCUCUUGAAUAUCAUCAGAAAGCCCUUAAUAUACUAGAAAAUAAAUCUUCAUUGUACCAAACUGGUAUAACGGACAGUCUUUGUUACAUUGGUGAUCUUAUGAUCGAAGAGGAAAAAUACAGUGAAGCACUUGACUAUUAUCGAAAAGCUUUAACAUUACUGGAAAACUAUCUUGCUUCUCCACAUAUUAAUAUUGCUGAUAUUCUCAAUCGUAUGGGCCAUGUCUUAUACCAUCAACGGAAAUAUGACGAAGCCAUUGAGCUUUAUCAGCAGUCAUUAUCUGUUCGAGAGAAACUGGAUCCAGAUGGUAAUAUUGAUAUGGCGCCCGUUCUUAUCAAUAUUGGAAAAGUCUUAUAUGAGAAAGUUGAUGAUGAUGGAGCUCUGUCAUAUUACCGAAGAGCUUUAGUUAUUCAAGAAAAAUGUUAUCAGUCACCACAUAUCGAUAUUGCAGAUACCCUAAACAGCAUUGGUCUUGCAUUAUACGGUCAGAAAAAAUACGAUGAAGCAUUGGAAUUUUAUCAACGAUCAUUAUCUAUUCGAGAGAAACUGGAUCCAGCCGAUAAUAUUGAGAUGGCGACCGUUCUUACCAAUGCUGGGCGUGCCUUGUAUAAGAAAGCUGAUGGUGACGGAGCUCUUGAACAUUAUCGGAGAGCCUUAGCUAUUCAAGAAAAAUAUUAUCAAUCACCCCAUAUCGAUAUUGCAGACAUCCUUAACAGAAUUGGUCUUGCAUUAUACGGUCAGAAAAAAUACGAUGAAGCACUGAAAUUUUAUCAGCAGUCAUUAUCUAUUCGUGAGCAACUGGAUCCAGAUGGUAAUAUUGAUAUGGCGACUGUUCUUACCAAUAUUGGGCUUGCCUUAUAUAAGAAAGCUGAUGAUGAUGGAGCUCUUGAAUAUUAUCGAAGAGCUUUAGUUAUUCAAGAAAAAUAUUAUCAAUCACCCCAUAUCGAUAUUGCAGAUACCCUUAACAGCGUUGGUCUUGCAUUAUACGGUCAGAAAAAAUACGAUGGAGCACUGGAAUUUUAUCAACGAUCAUUAUCUAUUCGAGAGAAACUGGAUCCAGCCGAUAACAUUGAUAUGGCGACCGUUCUUACCAAUGCUGGGCGUGCCUUAUAUAAGAAAGCUGAUGAUGAUGGAGCUCUUGAACAUUAUCGGAGAGCCUUAGCUAUUCAAGAAAAAUAUUAUCAAUCACCCCAUAUCGAUAUUGCAGACAUCCUUAACAGAAUUGGUCUUGCAUUAUACGGUCAGAAAAAAUACGAUGAAGCACUGAAAUUUUAUCAACGAUCAUUAUCUAUUCGUGAGAAACUGGAUCCAGAUGGUAAUAUUGAUAUGGCGACUGUUCUUACCAAUAUUGGGCUUGCCUUAUAUAAGAAAGGUGAUGAUGAUGAUGGAGCUCUUGAAUAUUAUCAAAGAGCCUUAGUUAUUCAAGAAAAAUAUUAUCAAUCACCACAUAUCGAUAUUGCAACAUGCCUUAACAGUAUCGGCUUUGCGCUAUGUCGUCAGAAGAAAUACGAUGAAGCACUGGACUUUUAUCAACAAUCAUUAUGUAUUCGAGAAAAACUAGAUUUACUUGAUAGUAUUGAUACGGCGACUCUUCUUUGCAAUAUUGGUCAUACAAUGUAUGAAAAAUAUGAUUACAAUGCAACACAUUCAUAUUAUCAGAGAGCUUUGGUCAUUCAAGAAAAAUAUUAUGAAUUACCACAUAUCAAUGUUGCGAAUACUCUUAACAGAAUUGGUCUUACAUUAUAUGACCAGAAGAAAUACGAUGAGGCACUGGAAUUUUAUCAACGAUCAUUAUCUAUUCGUGAGAAACUGGAUCCAGAUGGUAAUAUUGAUAUGGCGACUGUUCUUACCAAUAUUGGGCUUGCCUUAUAUAAGAAAGCUGAUGAUGGAGCUCUUGAAUGUUAUCGAAGAGCCUUAGCUAUUCAAGAAAAAUAUUAUCAAUCAUCACAUAUGGAUAUUGCAGAAAGCCUUAAUAGAAUCGGUCUUGCGUUAUGCGGUCAGAAGAAAUAUGAUGAAGCAUUGAAAUUUUAUCAACGGUCAUUAUCUAUGCAAGAGACACUGGAUCCAGAUGGUAAUAUUGAUAUGGCGACUGUACUUACCAAUAUUGGGCUUGUCUUAUAUGAGAAAGCUGAUGAUGAUGGAGCUCUUGAAUAUUAUCAUAGAGCCUUAGCUAUUCAAGAAAAAUAUUAUCAAUCACCCCAUAUCGAUAUUGCAAAAAGCCUUAGCAGAAUUGGUCUUGCGUUACACGAUCAGAAAAAAUACGAUGAAGCACUGGAGUUUUAUCAACGAUCAUUAUUUACUCGAGAGAAACUAGAUUUACUUGGUAGUAUUGAUUCGGCGACUGUUCUUACCUAUAUUGGUCUUAGUAUGCAUGAAAAAGGGGAUUACGAUGCAGCACGUUCAUAUUACCAGAGAGCUUUAGUCAUUCAAGAAAAAUAUUAUGAAUCACCACAUUUCGAUGUCGCAAAAAGUCUUAACAGAAUUGGUACGACGCUAUGCGCUCAGAAGAAUAAUAUGCAAUCUGAAGAAAAUGAAUGUUGA
Molecule: messenger RNA, 4158 nt
Organism: Rotaria sordida
Lineage: Eukaryota; Metazoa; Rotifera; Eurotatoria; Philodinida; Philodinidae
Source: the annotation of a GenBank genome assembly